GGUGUGUGAGCGCAAGACCGAGCUCCGAGAAGGAAGAGGAAAGAGCAGAGGAGAAGAACGCGAAAAGAGGGUUUUUGGUCCUUCUUCACGUCCGCCUGCCACUUCGCCUUCGCGACCUCCUCUCUGCCACCGGAGCAUUCAUGGAGGGCGCAUAAUCAUGCCGGAAGGCCUCGAGCUAGGGUUUUCUGGGCGGAAGAGGGACCUCCGGUGAUCUUGAAGCGCGGAUGAGUGCCCGCGGAUCUGCAUCUCGUGUUGGGGCUGGACGCUGAAGAGGCAAGAUUUUGUCUCCGAAUGGAGGGUGGUGGAAGCUUAGGCGCUCUUUCUUUGGGGUAUAUCCAUGGAUUGUGAUGAUGAUGAUUUUCAAAGUCAGAAUUUUCAACUAAUUGGAGAGGACAAUGAUGUUUUUCCUCAAAGCAUACAGCCAUAUGCUCCGCCAAAAUUUGAUAUAGAUGAUCAUUUUCAGGCUCACCUAAGGCUUGAUAGUUUAGCCGAAACAGGGCUUUUGCUUGGCAUUCAAAGUGAAGAGAACAAUUGGAUUGAAGAGUUUUCACCAAGAAACAAUGUUAUAGAAUUUGACCCAAGUGCCUCUCAAACUUGCUCCAUUUCUGGGCAUGACAGUAUCUGGUUCAAUGCUCCAUUAUCUGAAUCUGCACAGAUGUUAGUGAAAUCUGUUGGAGAUGACACGACAGUAAGCCCACAAGUUAUGAAUACAGAGGCAGAUACGCAUGCAGUAGAAGAUUCUGCCAAAUGCGGGCCAGAGUGUAUCACAGACAUUGAUUCAAGCUUUUUGACCAAUAAAUUCCAAAGGAGUGUUUUGGUGUCAAAUGAACACAUAAUUGAGGCUGAGCAACAUGUAAUUACUCCUCAAACCCCCAGUGAGGAAAAAUCAGAAGUGGGCUUCGAUGAGAUUUUGUUAGAUAAAAAAAUUGACUCUGCUGGGAAGGUGGUUGCUACACAAUGCACCACUAGUGAGGAAUUAACUUCAUCAUCUGGUAAUGUAUCUAAAGCAUGUUUAGUUGCUGGUGAGCCUCUUGAGGUGGUUCAGAAUGAGGAACCAUUGGAUAAUGCAUCCACCAGGAAUAGUUCACUUGAUGAUCGUGGAUGUGCUGUAAACCAGGAGAUUGAAGUAAGUUCAAAAUUUCUUUCUUGCAAUACUCAUCAUGGUCCUUCUGGUUUGUCUACUAAUAAUGCUGAUAUUGUCACUGGGAAGCUGGAUGAUCCAUUAUUCUCUGAGAAAAAUGUGGAAGAAUGCUAUGAGGGUGACAUUAGUGAGAGAUCAGAAUCUUUGCAAUCUGAAACGAAGCAGAAUGAAACAAAUUAUAAUUUAUAUGGUGAUUGCAAAGUGACUGAUCAACAUUUUCAAGGCCAUCCACUUAAUUAUCAUGUUUGUGAUGUGAAAGCUUCUUCUGAAUCGGUUUCACCUACAGAUUCUCUAAUGCUUCCAAAUGAAGGAUCCAGUAAAACUGUGUUCUUUAAGAACUCUGAUGCACUGCUCGAAGAUAUUGCUCACCAGGUAAAAGUUUCAAACAAAGACUUAAGUACAGGGGAUAAAAGUUCAACCUGCACAAAGGAGGCACAUUCCUCAUCUGUGGAAGGAGAUGGAACUGAAAAUGUUGGUGAGCUAUGUGAUGUUGCGGAAGGGCGUACGGAUUUUAGCCAUUGUGUACAUGAAUAUAUAUCAAAAGAUGAUAGUCGCAACCCAGAUUCUCAAUCAACUGAAGAAAGUAAAAUGAUUAGUUUUGAAGAAGGAAAUCUUGGUACAUCCAGGACAGUUAUUGAUGACAACUGUAGUGAACUGAGAAAUUAUUCAGGCAUGGCAGUUAAGGUAGAGUUUUCAAGUCUGAUGAAAACUGAAACAAGGAUGACCGGAGUUGAUGGUGAUAAUGAAUGCAGAGUUGAUCCUUCAAAUUUGAAUGACACUGACUCUGUUCAAACAGAAAAUAGCACUGAAGGUGAAUGCUUAAAAACUAUUUCUGAAGAACCCACUGGUAAGUCGGAUGCUUCAGAAAAUGCUAUUCACAAAGAAUCUUGUGCUGCUUUAUCAGAUGAUGCAGAAAAUGAGCUCUGUUGUCGGAAUCCUAACAAGUUGGCUCCAGCAUCUGACACAAGUCCUUCAGUUGCUGAACUGAACAAGGACAAUGUAGUUCAUUCAGCGGAAAAGGAGAACACAGUACUAUUGAUUGAUACGAGUGGCACAGCUUUUAAGGAAUGCUCUACUAUAAUUAAGAAUGCAGAAUUUUGCUCAUUUGACAUCCAAAGAAAUGGUACAGUGAUGGAAUCAGACAAGAAUUCCAUCAUGGACCAAGCAGGAGUUAGUGAUCUUACCUCAGGAGGUAUGAAGUUGCUGUCCCCUGUUGAUUCAACAAUUCUCCAGCAGUCACAUUCUGAAGUUGAAGCGAUGGUAGAACAGAUGGAAACGACAGUGUCAUCUACAGUUGCUUCAUGUUGCAAUGAGAAGGGUGUCUGCCUCUCUUCCUUGUCAGUUAUAGGUUGUAACACAGAUACCCAGAUAUCGAGACAACCAAUAGCAGUGCCUGGUUCAGAUACCAAUGAUCCCUCAGUAAAGAAUUUUUCAGAUGGCUUGGGAAUUACCAACAGUGAUGAGCUUUGCGUCGCUUCGUCAGCUGGGAUGUCUUCUCUUGUCGCUCAGCAAAGCACAGAAGGGAAAGAUGCUAACUUAACAACAACAAACAAUUGUGACAAACUGAGAUCCACUGAAACUGAAGAAAACAACCUUCUUCGGUUCACUUUGUCUAAAAGUAAUCCUGAGGCCCGCUUAGUGGAUCAUGAUGGUGGCAAUCUAAGUUCAUCUGAACCAAAUUGUGGUUCACCAACUGUCAUUAGUUGCAAUGAGCAUACCCUAGAAGAAACAGGACUUAUAGAAAGCAAUAGAUCAUCACAAGAUCCUGCAGGUCCUGCUUCAACAAAAGAUUCUAGUAGGUCUAAAUGCACCGUUCAAGAUUCUCAAGUGAGUGAGACAUUGAAAGAUGAUGGGAACUUUACAUUUGUAGUUCAGCCAGAUGCAAAUCUUUCCCAAAAGGACAGCACCAAGGAUCUGACACCCUUCUCGAAUAUACAGUCCUUCAAACUGCCUCAGAUGUCUGAGGAGAUUUCUCAGGGAUGUCCUGGUCAAUCUAUAAAAGAGAGUACUAGCACUAUUAGCAAGAUGACUUUAGAAGGCAAAAGAAAGCAAGUUUCUGCUUUUGCAACUAGAAAGAUAGGCAUUUCAAAAGGUGAUGCUAAAGAAAAGUCAGAAGAAAAACAAGGUAAAGGAAGGAAAAAGGCCCCAUGCGAUACCUCAUCUGUCCCUGAUAGAUCCACAAGAAGCAAAACCCAUAUGGAGGAUAUACAGCAUCGUCUCUUUGUUGAGACCAAUACUACAAAAUCGUCCUGUUCUCCAAGUGUUCAAGCAUCCAAUCUACCAGAUUUAAACACAUCAGUACCCUCUGCUCUGUUUCUCCAGCCUUUCACAGAUUUGCAACAAGUACAGUUGCGUGCUCAGAUUUUUGUGUAUGGAUCACUCAUCCAAGGUGUCCUGCCCGAUCAGGCUUGUAUGGUACCAGCCUUUGGGGGAACUGUAGAUGGAGGAAGGAGCUUAUGGGAGCAAGUGUGGCAUUCUGCUGCACAAAGGCUUUAUAACCAUAAAUCUCCCAAUAGUUCUGGCACACAUUUGCAUUGUCAUUCAGAACAAGGGAUCAGCUGCACCCCAUUUCAGAGCAAGGUUCUGAAUUCCCCUGCUAGCUGGAGGGACAGCAAGGUCCCAAAUUCAUCAACACAAAGUUCCAAUGUGUCUUUGCAGUCAGCUUUCCACUCUCAUGCAGGAGGCACCCACUUGGACUCCAGUCAAUCUCUAUCACCAUUGCAUCCCUAUCAAACUUCUCAGAUCAGGCAAUAUUUGACCAACUCCACACCUUGGUUAUCUCAGAGCUCUCACCCGGCUUCAUGGUUUUUUUCACCACAAAGUUUACCUAUUGAUUCUAGUUCAUAUAACUCUCCAAUACCUGUUGCUGAAACAGUUCAAGUAACAACUGUUAGAGACUCUUCUAUACCUCAUACCUCAAACAUGCAACUCACUUCCUCUGGUUCCUUACUGCCUAAUCAGGGUGCCAACAGUGUUUCGGCAGCAUUAAUUGUGCCAAGUGAGACAGAAAGUAGAGAAGCAACUCCUGCAAUUACUAAGAAUUCAUCCGUUAGUGAAAAGUCCAGGAAGAGGAAGAAGGUUUCUGCAUCGGAGGGGCCUGUGCCAAAAAUUUCUGUUUCUCAACCCCAAGGAGUAUCUGCUUCUUCUCCUUUUAUUAAUCUGCCUAAUUCUGCAGAACUUUCUUUAUAUUCUAAUUCUUCAAGUACUGUUACAUCUGCUGGUCAUGUUUCAGCUGCCUCUUACCCCAUUACUAUGCCUUACUACCAAAUAUUAGGCAGUAGUCAUACUCAACAGAGGGGCAUCGUCAUCAAAGAGGCUUGCAAUCAAAUUGAGCAGUCGAAGCUGCAAGCUGAAAAUGCUUCUGCUUAUGCUGCUUCUGCUGUCAGGCACAGCCAAGUUAUUUGGGAACAGAUGGCUAUUCAAAGAAAAUCAUGCCUUGCAUUAGAAGUCGAACAGAAACUUGCAUCUGCAGCUGUUGCAGCGGCGGCAGCUGCUUCUGUUGCAAAGGCAGCUGCUGAAGUUGCUAAGGUUGCAUCUGAGGCUGCAGUACAGGCUAAAUUGAUGGCAGAUGAGACUUUAAAUUCUCUUAAUACAGGAACCACUCAAAUUUCUGAAAUCUGCCUUGACAUCAGGAAGAAUCUGUUGACAUCAACUCCUGUUCUAAUCCCUAAGAGCCAGGAUAAGAUCCAUGGUUCUUGUUCAAUCAUUUCUACUGCACGGGAGGCCACCAGAAAGAGGGCUGAAGCAGCUUCUGCUACUAUAAAGCGAGCAGAGAACUUGGAUGCCAUACUGAAAUGUGCAGAAAUGGCUGCAGAAGCUGUAUCACAAGCUGGAACAGUCAUUACAAUGGGGGAUCCCUUUCCAUCCUCAAUAUGUGAUUUAGUAGAAGCAGGUCCUGAAGGUCAUUGGAAACCUUGUUGUGCAACUAUAAAAAAGAGAAUUGAAACAAAUGAUGUACAGGUUGGAGAAAAUCUCCCUUUGGAUGUGGCUGGUGAUCUUGAGAUAAUUACAGUACAAUCAACUGACCAUCACGGGAGGCAGAAAAUUUCUGUUAUGGAGGAAAUGACUCCCAAUAAUAAGAAAAUGAUUUUAGAGAAUAAUUAUGAAGGAUGUAAUCUAGAAAAUGGAUCACAAACUAUUCCGACUUUUAGAGCUGCAAGCGAACCUAUGCAAGGAAGUAACAUUCAGAAAGGUUCACUUGUUGAGGUUGUAGCUGAUGAAGAUGGUCUUAGAGGAGCUUGGUUUUCUGCACAGGUUCUUGAUGUCAAAGAUGGUAAAGCAUAUGUGUGCUACAAAGAUCUUCUUUCUGAUGAAGGCCAUGAGAAGCUUAAGGAGUGGAUACCACUUGAAUCCAAAAGUGAUCAACGACCUAGAAUACGUGUAGCACAUCCUGUAAUUGUGACUAAAUCUGAAGGAACAAGGAAGCGACAGAGAGAGGUUGCAGGCAAUUGCACUUGGGCAGUUGGAGACAGGGUAGAUGCAUUGUUACGUGAUGGUUGGUGGGAAGGGAUUGUCACUGAGAAGAGUCAAGAUGAUGAAAGCAAGUUAACUGUCCAUUUUCCAGCUGGUGGUGAUUCGUCAAUUGUUAGAUCUUGGAAUCUACGACCAUCACUUAUCUGGAAGGAUGGCCAAUGGAUAGAAUGGUCCCAAGCUAAAGAAAGAGGUGAUACACCAUAUGGGAAACAUGCAAAACUAGGCCAUUUCAAUUCCACAAACAAGUCAGAAACAGGUGAGGAAGGAAUGACAACUUUGUCAAGUAACAUUCGCACAGAUGAUUCGAGGAAGCUGGAAGAGUUAAGGCCACUUAAUUUGUCAGCAAAAGAUUUAACAUUUUCUGUUGGAAGCAAUGUGGGUGAGGAUAAUAACACUGAUGUGUUUAAGGUAAGACGAGCUGGCCUUCAGAAAGAUGGUUCUAAGGUGGUAUUUGGUGUUCCUAAGCCUGGGAAGAAAAGAAAAUUUAUGGAAGUAAGCAAACACUACAACACAGAUAAGAUUGAAAAGACAAUUGAAGUGAGUGAUUCUAUAAAAUUUGCAAAAUAUUUGAUGCCACAAGCAUCCCACUCUUGGAGAAAUACCUCAAAAGUUGAUGUUAAAGGAAGAGGGAUCACUAACUUGAACAGAAGGGGCCCAAAGUCCUUGAGGUCUCAGAAUGUUCAGUCUAGGAGUGCCAUGGAUAAGUCUGUCACCGCUGUAGCAAUCUUAAAUGGGGGCGAAAGCAGUCUUGGAACUUCUUUUAGCAACGAAGAGAUAAAGAACUCAGUGGAAACUGGUUCUUUUUCACAUGCUCUUAAAAAGGUAGAAUUGGCAGUGAUAGAGCCUCCUUUGCAAUUUGUACCUGGUGUCCUGUCACUCGAGAAGAAAUCUUCAGCUGAGGCUGAGAUGGGGGAGAAAGAAAAGGAAAAUGAUUUACCUUCCGUUGAUAAGUUGUCCAGAUCUGAUAUUAAGGGUUCUGAAAUUCCUGGAAAAGGAUCUGCUGAUGUUGUUGAACCCCGGAGAUCCAAUCGUAGAAUUCAGCCAACUUCAAGAUUACUGGAAGGAUUGCAAAGCUCUCUGAUUGUAUCAAAGAGUCCACUUGAUAGAGGUGGCAAGUCUUUACAUAGAGGUGUAUCAGCUUCAAGAGCAGGGCAGAAUCAUGGAUGAUUGGAGGGCAUCAUCACAAUGUAAUUCGAUUUGCAUUCCCCUCCAGCAUAACUGAGAAGUCUCUGUUAGGGUCAUGAUGUACAUAAAUGCAAUCCAAGGAUUAGAGUGCAGAAGGUUUGUUCUCAGAUGGUAGAUGGUGUAAGAACACUUUGUUAUCAGAUGAUUAGGUGUAAGAUGUUAUAGAUUCAAAUCUAAGUUUGUGUUUCUCUAUCUUAAGCCUUAAAUGCAUCCUUCUUGACUUGUUACUACUUGU
Musa acuminata subsp. malaccensis (wild Malaysian banana) is the source of this 7034-nucleotide messenger RNA. RefSeq lists its product as uncharacterized. NCBI's taxonomy places the organism in Eukaryota, Viridiplantae, Streptophyta, Magnoliopsida, Zingiberales, Musaceae. The record is from RefSeq and is a predicted model, not a curated record.